Scleropages formosus (Asian bonytongue) is the source of this 1996-nucleotide messenger RNA. RefSeq names its product myosin binding protein Ha (gene mybpha). The record is from RefSeq and is a predicted model, not a curated record. The coding region runs from base 80 to 1633 and encodes 517 amino acids. The transcript has 14 exons. Lineage: Eukaryota; Metazoa; Chordata; Actinopteri; Osteoglossiformes; Osteoglossidae. Gene Ontology annotation, molecular function: protein binding.
ACCGGCUAUAUAAAUUUAAGAACCCUCCUGGGAAAUUUUUAUCCACAGGACUGGCUGUCUCUUACGGUUCUCAAGCACCAUGCCAGCCAAACCAGCUCCCAUAAAGAAAUCUCCUGCCAAGAAGGCACCCCCAAAGGUGGAGGAGAAGCCCAGUGCUCCUGCCCCGGCACCCGAACCCGCUCCAGCCGCACCUCCGGCAGAACCAGCUCCAGCUGAGCCAGCUCCCGCUCCUGCACCCGAGGAGGCCCCUGCAGCGGCUCCUGCAGAAGCCGCUGCUGCCCCUGCUGCCGAAGACACUGCUGCCGCUGCUGCUGCCCCUGUUGCUCCUGAGGCAACCGCUGAGGCCCCAGCUGCAGAGGAGCCCAAAGCACCAACGCCUCCUCCUCCAGCAGUUACCACAAGCGAGCCUCUGAACCUGACAGUGGAGGAUGUCAACGACACGUCGCUGACUCUGAAAUGGAGACCUCCAGAAAUGAUUGGGGAAUCUGGCCUGAAUGGAUACACAGUGGAAUACUGUAAAGACCAAACAAAUGACUGGGUGGUGGCAAAUCCAGAGCUCAUCGUUUCCAACCGCUAUGUGAUCAAGAACCUGACCGCCGGUGACCUGCUGCAUGCUCGUGUGAAGGCAGUCAACGCUGGGGGGCCCAGUAAUCCUGCCACCCUGUCUGAGCCCGUCCACAUACGUGAGGUGGUUGAUCGUCCCAAGAUCCGCCUGCCUCGCUUCUUGAGGGCAAGGCUUGUCAAACAAGUUGGUGAGCAGGUCAACCUUGUCAUCCCAUUCAAUGGCAAACCCAAGCCUGUGGUGACUUGGACCAAGGAUGGCCAGCCCCUGGAUCCAAAGAAGGCCAACGUGCGCAACACUAACAAGGACAGCAUCCUUUUCGUUCGCAAGGCUGAGAGGGAUGACUCUGGCAAGUAUGAGAUGUGUGUCAAGGUGGACAGCUUUGAGGACAAGGUUACCAUCACCAUUCAGAUAGUUGAGCUUCCUGGACCUCCAACCAGCAUUAAGAUAGUGGAUACUUGGGGAUUCAAUGCUGCUCUGGAAUGGACCCCACCCAAAGACAGUGGAAACACGGAAAUCACCGGAUACGCUGUCCAGAAGUCUGACAAAAAGACUGGGGAGUGGUUUACUGUCUUGGAGCACUACCACCAAUUGAAUGCCACCGUCUCUGACCUCAUCAUGGGCAACUCCUACUCCUUCAGAGUUUUCUCUGAAAACAAGGUUGGAAGGAGUGAGCAAGCUUCUGUCACAAAGACUGCGGCAAGAAUUCAGAAAACAGGCAUUGUCUACGAGCCUCCCGAAUACAAGGAACAUGACUUUGGCGAGGCCCCGAAAUUCACCACGGCUCUUACUGACAGGUCUGCCACUGUGGGUUACACCACCAAGCUUCUCUGCUCUGUGAGGGGGUUCCCCAAGCCUAAAAUUGAGUGGAUGAAGAACCAGAUGAUAAUUGGUGAUGACCCCAAGUACCGGCAGAUGAACAAUCAGGGCGUGUGUUGCCUGGAGAUCCGCAAGCCCUGCAGCUUUGAUGGUGGUGUCUACACAUGCCGUGCUAAAAAUGACCAUGGGGAGGCUUCAGUGGCCUGCAAGCUGGAAGUUAAGCAGGUUAUUCUACCAGAUGACAAGAAAUAGAUCCACAUCCACAUGUAUCCAGUUUCAAAUAGGACCAGCAGGAACAGAAACCUCGAAACAAGCAGGAAGAGCCAUGAAGGUGGUUGAAGAGAGAGCAGAAAAGUAUAAAUAUGAGAAGAGAUGCGAUUAGCAAGCGGAGUUGUCCAGCCUCCUGUAUCAUUAAAUCGAUGCUUCUGAAGUGAUGUUUUUUGUCAUAAAAUGCCUACACUUCAUUAAAGAUGCCCUUCAGACCCCAAGGAAAAUAAUGUUUAAUUGCUUAAAGCUGAGUUAUAUUGUAAGAAAUGAUGGAAAAAAGAUUCCUGGCUGUGUCCUGUAAUGUAACCUUGAACAGGUGUGUACCCAAUAAAUAUGUGUAUCAACUUG